CUUUUUCGUUAAACAUAGCUUGUCCUCUGCACGUUCAGAUUUGUUGUGGCCUCUUAAGACACGUAAUUAAAUAUUUAACUAAGAAGGUAGGAGUUAUGUCACUUUGGGGGAGGUAAAACGGGAGCGUUUGCUCAUUCCCUGGAUGGAAAUGCCUCCAGGAGAAGGCGGAAAAGCAGCAAACAUCCGAAUACUUUCUCCCGCCUUGGCAGUUUUGACGUUGGCGCUCCUCGCGUCGGGUCAAGCAGGCGUCGUCUGUCCAGUUCUUUUAUUUAUAAAUCGACGGCACGAACAACUGAUGAUCUCCGCGACCAAAAUAACCAUCAACCCAGCUAUGGACUUGACGAAAGACGGUCUCAAAUCUCCAAUUUUGUGUGAAGUUUAUGGGUGAAUUUAGUUUGGAGGCCAAUCAACACUAUUUUGGAACUUUGCGAAGCGAUAGAAGUGACCAUAUUCUAAUAGAUUUCAAGUUUUGUCUUGGUUUUGCGGGGGUGUUGAACUCGGUUAUCAGGCCGGCAGUGGCCUUUUGAGCCUUCACAAUGCCGCAGGAACAAGCGUUAGAUGCGAAAAAUCAGGCACAGUCCCCGGAAGACACCGAGGAUCUGUCCCCGUUGCCCACCCAUGCCCAAGCGCCUGUUAGAAGAAGAGGCGGCAUAUCCGCUGAACCGGUCACAGAAGAAGAUGCUACCAGCUAUGUCAAAAAAGUUGUCCCGAAAGACUAUAAAACGAUGGCAGCUCUAUCCAAAGCCAUUGCGAAAAACGUGCUAUUUUCCCAUUUGGACGAGAACGAAAGGUCGGAUAUUUUCGAUGCCAUGUUCCCGGCUACUUUUCUGCCAGGAGAGGUGAUCAUUCAACAAGGGGAUGAAGGCGAUAACUUUUACGUUAUCGAUUUAGGCGAAGUGGAGGUAUACGUCAACAAUGAACUAGUUGUAACCAUAGGAGAAGGAGGCAGUUUCGGUGAGUUGGCCCUCAUCUAUGGAACACCGAGAGCAGCAACCGUAAAGGCUAAAACAGAUGUGAAGUUGUGGGGCAUUGACAGAGACUCUUACCGGAGAAUAUUGAUGGGUUCCACUAUCAGAAAGCGGAAAAUGUACGAGGAGUUCUUAUCGAGGGUGUCAAUCCUGGAAAAUCUCGACAAGUGGGAGCGAUUAACGGUGGCGGACGCUUUGGAGCCGGUCAGCUUCGAGGAUAGCGAAACUAUUGUCAGACAAGGUGAACCUGGUGAUGACUUCUACAUAAUCGUCGAAGGAUCAGCCAAGGUGAAGCAAAAGCGUGCUGAAGGUGAAGAGCCGCGUGAAGUGGGCCGUUUAGGCCCCAGCGACUAUUUCGGAGAAAUCGCCCUCCUGCUAGAUCGACCACGAGCCGCCACUGUAGUCGCAUGUGGGCCUCUCAAGUGUGUCAAAUUAGAUAGAGCCAGGUUCGAACGAGUACUGGGUCCAUGCGCCGAUAUUCUGAAGCGAAAUAUUUCCCAAUACAAUAGCUUUGUGUCGCUGUCCGUCUAACAAAAAAGCUGUAGUCUUUCCGUUGUUCCCCUGUACAUUAAAAAGGAGUCUGUACGGGAGUUGCGUUCAGAUUUUGGUAUAAUUCAAUGUCCCUUUUCCCUUUCUGUAGUCAGUUGAGCAGGUUUAUACAAAAUCGUCUGUUAAACGAAAGGGACCAUCGUACUGAUGUACAUUAAUUCUAAUUGGUGCAGUUAUAAGCUGGUUCUACACAAUUGAAAUUAAAGUUUUUGUGCAAAAUCUCCUUAAUUAUGAGUUUAUUUGCCAGUUGAGUUUUGCUUGAAAACUAUCCUUUUUAAUGUACAGGGCAACCAUUCAAAGGACUGAUUAAAAUAAAUCUACUCGGCCAAAUUGCUAAACGUCUUCUAUUCGCAAAUUAGAAGGUAAAUUAAUUAUAUAUAUAUUGUUGAAGCUAACUAGAACAUUUUUUGUUAUUUAUUGAUUGUUAACAAAUGAGAACUGCUAGACUUGUAUAAUGUAUACCCAAACUGUCUUUUAAAUCCUAUCAAAUACAAGUGUAAUACGCCUCCACUUUAGCUUCAUAUUGUUGCUCUGUUAAGUGUUUAUUUACCAUCCAGGUCGGGAUAAAUUGUCUUUCUUGACUCAUUGCGGUAUACAUUGUACUUUUCUUUGUAGUAAAAAUGAUUGCUUGAAAUCAAUGUACAUACUUGAUGAACACAUAGAUAGUAUUCUCCUGUGAAGAAUAUGCUGGUAUAAUUAGUUGAUAUAUAUGCUGGAGAUAAGUUCUAUAUUAUGUAGACUGGUUGCACCCAACGUAUAAAAUUGAUUAUCUUUAGUUAUGCAGUUGGUCAACGUGAAACUUGUACAUUCAAUAACCGAUGUGUACCUUCGUCCAAAAAUAAACUAAAAUACUAACUUUG
Molecule: messenger RNA, 2377 nt
Organism: Dendroctonus ponderosae (mountain pine beetle)
Lineage: Eukaryota; Metazoa; Arthropoda; Insecta; Coleoptera; Curculionidae
Gene: Pka-R1
Product: cAMP-dependent protein kinase type I regulatory subunit
Exons: 7
Coding region: 537-1499 (320 amino acids)
Biological process (GO): regulation of protein phosphorylation
Cellular component (GO): cAMP-dependent protein kinase complex
Molecular function (GO): cAMP-dependent protein kinase regulator activity
Source: RefSeq, a predicted model, not a curated record